ACGAAAUAUUCUACAGAACUAGAAGCUGUAAAAGCAGCUUUCUGCAAUAACAAAGAAAGUGGAAGAGAACAAGAAGUCAAAAAGUAUUGCGAUUAUAAUAUACUUACUGUACCUACCAUGCAGAUUUUACAAAAUAAGGAUGAUAACAAAAACUUCUGA
This is a messenger RNA of Loa loa (African eye worm), 159 nucleotides long. RefSeq lists its product as hypothetical. The transcript has a single exon. The record is from RefSeq and is a predicted model, not a curated record. Lineage: Eukaryota; Metazoa; Nematoda; Chromadorea; Rhabditida; Onchocercidae. The annotation marks the transcript as partial.